Molecule: messenger RNA, 4638 nt
Organism: Xenopus laevis (African clawed frog)
Lineage: Eukaryota; Metazoa; Chordata; Amphibia; Anura; Pipidae
Gene: anks1a.L
Product: ankyrin repeat and SAM domain-containing protein 1A
Exons: 29
Coding region: 92-3481 (1129 amino acids)
Biological process (GO): ephrin receptor signaling pathway
Cellular component (GO): cytoplasm; cytosol
Molecular function (GO): ephrin receptor binding
Source: RefSeq, a predicted model, not a curated record
AGUAAAGCUUUAGGAUGUACGUGUGACGUUAACACGUUGGAGUCGGAAGUGGUAGUGGAGGCGUGGUUGCCGGGGAGACUGAGACUGUGGGAUGGGGAAAGAGCAGGAGUUACUGGAGGCCUCGCGCACCGGGAACCGGGCAGCAGUGGAAAGGCUGCUUGGCGGAAAACGACUCAGCGGUGCAGGGCCGGGCGGAGCCACAUUUGGAGGCGUGGGGCUUACUGGGGGAGUAACUUCUAACCACACUCUGAGCAGCUUGCUUAGCAUAUGGCGUGGUCCCAACGUUAACUGCGUUGACAGCUCAGGCUAUACUCCAUUGCAUCAUUCAUCCCUUAAUGGACACAAGGAUGUUGUAGAAAUUCUCUUGAGAAAUGAGGCUGUUACCAAUAUUGCUGACUGUAAAGGCUGCUUCCCUUUGCACCUUGCAGCCUGGAAAGGAGAUGCUCACAUUGUUCGGCUUCUAAUACACCAUGGCCCAUCGCAUGCCAAAGUCAAUGAGCAGAAUGUCUCAGAGGUGAAAAAGUACGGCCCGUUCCAUCCUUAUGUGAAUGCCAAGAAUAAUGACAAUGAGACGGCUCUGCAUUGUGCUGCACAGUACGGACAUACAGAUGUGGUACGUGUUCUGCUGGAGGAGCUGACAGAUCCAACAAUGAGAAAUAACAAGCUUGAGACUCCACUGGAUUUGGCUGCUCUUUAUGGGCGGUUGGAAGUCGUGAAGCUACUGCUUAAUGCACAUCCUAAUCUAUUGAGCUGCCACACAAGGAAGCACACUCCUUUGCACCUGGCUGCUCGAAAUGGACACAAAGCUGUAGUUAGAGUGUUGCUGGAUGCUUUAAUGGACAUUAAUUACCAGACGGAAAAGGGAAGUGCUUUACACGAAGCUGCUUUAUUUGGGAAGACAGAUGUAGUUCUUAUGCUUCUGAAUUCAGGUAUAGAUGUAAACAUUACAGAUAAUAAGGGGAUGACUGCACUCGAUAUUGUUCAAGAGCUACCGUCACAAAAGAGCAAACAGAUUGCUGCCCUUAUUAAGGAUCACAGCACAGUAAGAAAAGAACAGGAGCAGAUUCCUGUGAUGCAUAUACCUUCUUCCCUCAACACAGAAAUUCAAGGAGGGGGUAUUACUAGAGCCCUUGUGGAUAUUCACUUGGAUCUGGAUAACAUAUGUCAAACGGAAUCUCCAUAUGAAGCUCUCUACAAUGCCUUCUCCUGCCACUCCCUUGACAGCAUCUGCAGUGAACGUUCAUCUGAUAGAGAUUCACUUAGCUUUGAAGCUACAGGAGCACGUCAUAAGGACAAGCCACCCCCUCCAGCAAAACCUCCACCAGAAGAAGAUGAAGAAGUAGAAAUAAGUAGAGUGAGAGGAGGUACUACUGUUAGUGAGACAUUAGGCAGUGCACCAAUUUGUCAGGAAGAAGAGAACCCCUAUGAACUGCUAGUUACAGCAGAAACUAAAAGGCUGGAUAACAGAGGAGAACAACAUCUACAAGAGAUUUGUUGCAUCUCUCAACCUCAGGUCAGAUCUCGUCACACUGCACCUCCUCAAGACCAAAUAAGGACUUUAAACCGCCACGGUUCUUCUGACCUUUCCAGUGGCCAUUCUGAUGGGGAAUCCCAUGUCUCAGAGAAACCUAACAGUGGGCAGAGGCGAAGCAGUUCAGGAGGCUGGAGUUUAGCUUCUGCAGAAAGUAGUGAUUCUCAUAUGCUACAGCACUUUUCAGGUCUUCUUCAUGGUUCCUCACCAAUAUGUGAAACAAAAGACCCCCCACUUGCUUGUGAACCUUCCAGUAUAGACGGCUGCAGGAAUGGUGCUGUUGCCCACAUAGAGCUUCCUCUACGCCGGAGUCUGUCCAAGUCUGACUCAGAUCUUUUAACUUGCUCCCCACCAUCUGGCACUAAUGGAGAUGAUUGGAAUCGCAGUGAAUCUCUCACUAACUGCUCAACUGUGGCAGGCAAAAGAAGUCUUGAAAAAUCGCCCUCCUUUACAUCAGAGUGGGAUGAGCAGCGUUACCUGUGGGCCCCUACAGCCACCCCCAAACAACAUAUUGAUAAGAUAAUGAGCUCAAUAGGACAGGGCAUAGAGUUCUCACAGGAGCAACAAUUUAUAACAGGACCUUCUGUUCCAGAGCAAAGUGUUGCCCACUGGUUAAAAUCUAUUGGGCUUCAGCAAUAUGAUGGCAAACUAGUAUUGAAUGGCUUUGAUGAUGUUCACUUCUUGGCAGAUACAAUGAUGGAUGAUCAAGAUCUCUUAGAUAUUGGGAUCACAGACCUAAAUCACCGACGACAGAUUUUGUGGGCUGCUCAUUCUCUGCCAAAGCCACCUGUACUGUCAGCGGACCUUUCCAUAUCCUCAUGGCUGCGUUCUCUUGCUCUUCAACAGUACGCUCCAAACUUUCUAAGUAGUGGUUACGCUUCAAUGGAAACUCUUCAGAAUUUAUGGGAGCUUGAGAUUGUAAAUGUACUUAAAGUUAAUCUUCUGGGUCACAGAAAGAGGAUAUUAGCCUCAUUGGCUGAGAGGCCAUAUGAAGAUCCUCCACAGAAACCGCCUCGAUUCUCACAUCUCAGGUGUCAAGACAUACUGUCAUGUGGUUCUUCUCUUGUUUUGGGGGACCAGGUUACUUGGUUGGAAAGUGAAAGAAAUUGGACAGCAGUUGCAGAGAAUACAGCAGAACACCAAGCUGUUUUGGUGCCAGCUGUAGAGUGUCAGGACAUACUGUCAUGUGGUUCUUCUCUUCUUUUGGGUGACCAGGUUACUGGUUUUGAAAGUGAAAGAAGUUGGACAGCAGGUGCAGAGAAUACAGCAGAACACCAAGCUAUUUUGGUGCCAGCUGUAGAGGAAGAGCCAAGACUAUCUCUACGCCCACCCAAUGCUACCACUUCAUAUGCCUCUCUGCAAAACUGGCAGCACCAGCCAGAGAAGUUAAUAUUUGAAUUUUGUAGUUAUGAGGCCAGUUAUUUGGGGUCAAUGCUCAUCAGAGAUUUACGGGGAACUGAAUCAACACAAGAUGCUUGUGCCAAGAUGAGGAAAUCUACAGAGCAAAUGAAGAAGAUACCUCGCAUUACCCUUUCAAUCAGCUACAGAGGUGUAAAAUUCAUUGAUGCAUCUAACCAGAAUGUAAUUGCAGAACAUGAAAUCCGGAACAUUUCCUGUGCAGCUCAAGAUCCAGAGGACCUCUGUACUUUUGCCUACAUCACCAAGGACCUACAAACUAGCCACCAUUACUGCCAUGUGUUUGGCACUGCCGAUGUGAACCAGGCAUAUGAGAUUAUUCUUACCCUUGGCCAAGCAUUUGAAGUUGCGUAUCAACUAGCCUUGCAGGCCCAAAAAUCACAGCACCCUGAAGAUAUAGCCAUAAGGCUAUCUAAACCUGUUCCUAAACCUCGGGGCAGUAUUCGUCGACAAACUGUAGAGACACUGGAAGGGGGAGAGCACUCUAUGCCCACUUAUGGAGCAGCGUCCUGGGCAAUGGAUGAAAAGAAGUAAUGAGACCUAAGUGCCAUCUUUCAGGUAGAAGACCGGCUGGGGAGGAAGCUUUAGAGGAAGCAGACCCUGUGUGCAUAUUUCAAAAUGUCUUUCCUUCUCCAACUUUACAUUGAGGAUUCAUUACCAAGGUGUGCACAAACAUCUGCAAAUUCAACGCCCUUCCAGUCCUGCCAUGUGGGAAUCACAGGAACAUCACUGAGCCAAAUGCAGGGAAUAUAGUAACCUACCAAACUCUGACUUUGUACACACUGAACCAGCUUACAAAGACUGAUUUUUUUUGUUUUAUUUUCAGAAGAACCCCUUGCAAAUUAGUUUUGAGGGAGCGAGUGGUGACAUCACACCCCAAGACUAUAUAACACUUGUGGCUUGUCCUGGAAUUGCUUCGGUACUCAUUUUUUUCUCUUUUUUUUCCAAAAGGAUAACAGCAUCAAGACCAACUAUCUUCCAGUUUUAUGUAUCAGUUUUUUUGUGGUGAUAGGUUAAUUUUUGGACAAUUAAAGGUAUUUCAUAUUCCUGUCUGACAUCCUAUCAACACGCUCAUUUAUUGUUAAAUUGUUUGCUCCCCCAAUGAACUGAAAAAAAAAUUGUAUAUGUUUUGUUUGCUUGAUCUGCUUUUAAGGGGAAUGGAGCUCUUACCUCACUAACCCAUAUUCACAGUCUUUUCUGGUAUCCUAUUUCCACAUUGCUACUGCUGUGGUAGAGUUAAAAAGAGAGAAACAUUUGUACGGUGUGUGCAUGUGAAUUUCUACACACACUAUAACUUAAGAAAUAGCUAUCAGUGUCUGCAAAGUAAACCAUGUAUUUUCCCCUUUGGUCAUGGUACGUUUUAAGCCUAAUUUAUUCUUCUUUUUAUUUGACAUUGAAAAUAUAAGUGCAUGCGGUACAUUUUCUGACCUGUAUUCAUUAUUUUCAUGUGAUCAGAUGGGUAGAGAUGAUAGUGCUGUCUUCAGCUGCAUGUACCUGAAACUUAGGUGUUCCAUCCAUGCUGGUUUUUUAAAUAUUCUAAAAGAUAUUCUGUCUUUUCGAUUGCCCAGAAGCAUUUCUGGACACCAAGCUCAUUCUGGCAUUGUAAUACUGUGUGAUUCCCAACACUAACCUGUUUACUCAGUACUAGUUGGAAGCUGCUACAUAUAAUUACAUAUUUAAUCUUCUUUUAA